UCGUUCCCCUCUCCUCUUCCCCCAUCAGAUCAUCAGACCACCACGAGACACCGUGAACCGCCGGCGCCAGCGACACGAAGCAGACCGAUCGAUCACACAUACCGACGAUUACACCAAUGGGGCUGUGCCUGUCGAGCGGCGCGGUGGGCGAGGCCGCCAGGGCGGCGGCGGCUGGCGCGCCGAGGGACACCGCCCUCGUGCUGCUGCCCACCGGGGAGCUGCGUGAGUACCCGCGCCCGGCGACGGCGGCGCGGGUGCUGGAGGACGCUUCCGCCUCCAAUGACGGCGGCGGGUGGUUCCUGUGCGACGCGGACCGGAUGGGGUUCGAGGGCCCCGUGGCGGCCGUGGGCGCGGACGAGGAGCUCCGCGCGGGGCAGAUCUACUUCGUGCUCCCCGCUGGGGCGCGCCGCCGCGGGCUCAGCCGCGAGGAGGUCGCCGCGCUCGCCGUCAGGGCCUCCGCAGCGCUCUCCAGGGCCUCCGCCGCCGCCGCCAACGGAUCGGGUUCGGGGAGGCGGAGGCGCGGCGCCGUCGCGCCCCUCGUCUUCGCGCCGCCGGAGGAGGAGCACCAGGAGCUUGAGCGGACCUCCUCUUACAAGGUGGCGCCGCCGCAGCCGAAGCGGCGCCCGGCGGCCCGCCCGGGAAGGCGGCUCGAGCGGUUCGCUUCGGAUCUCACGGCGAUCCCCGAGUGCGAGAUGAGCAGUGAGUAGCGGCUACCUGGACGCACCGGAUUUCGAGCGAUCACUGAACGAAUCCAAGCGAGACUGCACUGCCGUUUCCCGAUCUCCCAAUCAGCCGGACCCUGGAUUGUUGCGGACGCUCCCGACGCAGAGGACGACGACGACGGAGGAAACAAAAGCCACGCCCAGGUGGGUGGACCCCACGCGGCGAUGCGCCGCCGUGUGGUGAUCGGACGAAUGGUGGUGGUGGUGUGGUUUUGGCACGAAAGCUGAACCGAACUGAAUCAUCCAUCGGUUUGGAGGAAUUCGGGAUACGGCCUGAUGAACAUUCGUAGGAAUUCGUAGGAAUUUUGGUCUUGAGUUAGCUGAGCUGGUGCACGUGAUUCAGAUGUCGGUUGGUUGCUUUGCAGCUGAACAACGAAAUGUGAAUAGAGUAUUUCUUGCUGAGAAAACAAUUCUGCACAUGCCUCUGCA
Molecule: messenger RNA, 1151 nt
Organism: Setaria italica (foxtail millet)
Lineage: Eukaryota; Viridiplantae; Streptophyta; Magnoliopsida; Poales; Poaceae
Exons: 1
Coding region: 117-707 (196 amino acids)
Source: RefSeq, a predicted model, not a curated record